AUGGAGAGAUUGAGAUGUCCAAUUCACAAUGAGUCAAUUAUAUUCUAGAGACCAAAUUAACCUGAUCCAAAAUCAAACUCAAGAAAUCUUUGUAAAAUCUGCAUAGUUCAAAUGGACAAUAAUUUGAAAUUAAUAGAGGACAGGCAAUAAGAAUUAAGGAGACAAAAAACUGAAAUCUAGGAGGAAAAAGAGCUAGAAUACUAAAACAGCAUGUCAAUUUUAGAAGAGAUAAAAUAAGACCUUUUAUUUUUUGAAUAAUAAUUUAAGAUUUCGUUUAACAAAUACAUAGAUUCUAUUGAUCAAUACGGGGGGUUAUUCAAAACCUAAAUGACCAAGUUUUCGAAUACAAUAAAGAAACUUUCUGUGGCUGACUCUCAAUUAUUUAGUAGUUCAUGUAAAGAACUAUUAAAGGAUACUCCUAACCUUUCAGAAAUAAAAAAGAGUCUCUAGACCAACCUUAGUAAACUAAACUCAUAAUAAUUCUUGAACAAAUUACAAGAAAAAAUAAAUAAAUUAAGUUAGGAUUAAAAUAUCGUACAGCCAAAGUUAGACUAAUCGAAUUUUGAAAAAAAAGAUAUUUACAAUUUAUAAUGUCAAACACAUAGAAGCAGCAUUGUUAUGGCAGACUUAAAUGAGAAGAGUACAGUACAAAAUAGAUUGGUUUGCUUGUCCUGUGUGGAACAACAUUAAAUCAAAUUUAUAAGAAUUGAAAGAGUUCUUGAGUUAAAGUCAAUAUACUAUUAAAAUCUAGUAAAUAACUUUGAUAUGAAAAUUGAAUAGAUUAUUCAAUAAUAAGAAGCCUAAAAUAAAUCACUAGAAGAUUUAGAAAAUACAAUCUCAUAAUUAAUUUAAAAGUACAAAAGAGAGUAGAACGAGGAAUUCAACAACUACUUAUAGUAUAUUAAAUAAAAAAAAAAAAAAACUUAAGAAACAUGGUCAGCUGAAAACUUCGAAGGGAUGACCAUAAUUGUAAACAUACUUAGUUAACCAAAUUAUAUAGAAUAAUUCGAUGAUUAAUUAAAAGAGGACUUGAAAAGCUUGGAGGAAAUUUAGAUUAUUAAUUUGAAUUGUUUCAUCUAAAAUUGUUAAGGUAUUUUAAGAAAAUUGAAAUCUGGUGGUUAAAUAUUGGAAUAAGAAAUAAUUAACAAAAAUGAAGAGAAAGCUGAAAUUAGUAGGAGAGAAACAUAAUCAGUACUAAAAUAAUAAGUACUAACAUAAUAAGUAAGACAAUAAUAAGUAAUUCAAAGUUAAGAAUAAAAAAAGGUUGUUAAAUAUUAGCUAUUGUAAUAAUGCUCAAUUAAACAAGUUGAGAUUUGUUAUGCACUUUCAAUUAAUAAAGAUUCCUCACUAGUAAUUGCUGCAUGUAGGAAGAGAAUAUUGAUAUUCUAAUUGAAUAAUGGAUAAUUAAUAAUUAUUCAAACAAUCCAUAAUUAACAUACAGGCGAUGUUUAUUGUUUAACUUUUUUUAAAAAAUCUAAUUCUUUUCUUUCUGGGAGUUAUGAUUAAUCUAUUAAAAUUUGGGAAAGAAAAACCAGAACUCUUUAAUGGACCUGCUAAUAAAAUUUAGAUUUGCAUACAAGUAGUAUAUUUUGUCUGAUAUACUCAAGAAAAGAAGAUCUUAUAAUAUCUGGAAGUGCAGAUAAUACUAUUAUAUUCUGGGGACUAGAUAAAUAAUGGAUGCGUAAACAAGUUAUUAAAGAUCAUACCAAUACUGUUUAUGGCUUAAGUCUAAAUGAAUCUUCAAAUAUAUUAGUUUCAACAGGGAGGGAUAAUAAAAUAUUGGUGAUUAAAUUGGAAAAUGAUAUUUGGAGUGUUUGUCAAACAAUUACGAAUGACGACUUUGGAUUGAGAAUAUGUUUCAUAAAUAAUGGUGCAUUUUGUUUCUAACCAAGAAAUCUUAAUAAGUUAGAUAUAUAUGUUUUGAAUAAUGGAUAAUACACUAAGACCAAAGAAGUGUAAGUUUUAAAUGGGGAGGAUUGUGAAUCUCUAUUUCCUUAAUAAUUCAUUAAAUAAAAAUAGUUGUUAGUAAGUAAAAAUGGAUCAAAUUUGAAUUUUAUAAGUGUUAAUCCUAAUUCAGAAUUAACCCUGGAUUUUUCUAUUGAUUUUAAUUGCAAAAGGCUGUAUGGUACAUUAAGUAAUGAUGGUGAAUAUUUAAUUACUUGGGAUGAAAAAUAAAAAGAGAUACAAGUUAGGAAGUAUCAUUUAUGA
Paramecium octaurelia is the source of this 2208-nucleotide messenger RNA. The record is from the annotation of a GenBank genome assembly. NCBI's taxonomy places the organism in Eukaryota, Ciliophora, Oligohymenophorea, Peniculida, Parameciidae.